This is a messenger RNA of Gasterosteus aculeatus aculeatus (three-spined stickleback), 2076 nucleotides long. It is a transcript of the gene sox21b, whose product is annotated as SRY-box transcription factor 21b. Lineage: Eukaryota; Metazoa; Chordata; Actinopteri; Perciformes; Gasterosteidae. Gene Ontology annotation, biological process: negative regulation of transcription by RNA polymerase II; brain development; neuron differentiation. Gene Ontology annotation, cellular component: nucleus. Gene Ontology annotation, molecular function: DNA-binding transcription activator activity, RNA polymerase II-specific; RNA polymerase II cis-regulatory region sequence-specific DNA binding. The record is from RefSeq and is a predicted model, not a curated record.
CACACGGUCGUGUAUUUCACAUGGGGCGAGCGGGAGUUGUCAUCCACUUGCGUAAACGCUGCUGCCGAGUGGUGGUUUGACAGUCUCGAGCGACGCGACGGGGAAACAAGACGGCUUUUCCCCCCCUACUACUUCUUCUCCUCUUCCCGCUGAAGGCGCAUCCCCGGUGGAUGCCACCAUGGAGCAGAAAACAUAAGUAGAGCAUUCGUACGGACGCCGCCACUUGUACUUUACUGACGAUAUUCAUCGGUGGAACAUGAGGAACUGAAGUAUUGGGGAGUUUGUGCCAACAUGUCUAAACCAAUGGAUCACGUCAAACGCCCGAUGAACGCCUUCAUGGUUUGGUCCAGAGCGCAGCGCAGAAAAAUGGCUCAGGAGAACCCCAAAAUGCACAAUUCCGAGAUCAGCAAGAGAUUGGGAGCGGAGUGGAAACUUCUCACCGAGUCCGAGAAAAGGCCGUUCAUCGACGAAGCCAAACGCCUGCGAGCGAUGCACAUGAAGGAACACCCAGACUACAAAUACAGACCCAGGCGGAAGCCCAAGACUCUGAUGAAAAAAGAUAAGUUCACCUUCCCCGUGCCCUACAACCUCGGGGAGCACGACGCGCUGAAAGUGAACGGGCUCUCCGCCGGGUCGCUUUCCGACUCCAUCAUGGGACACCACGACAAGGCUGCGGCGGCCGCGGCCGCGGCGGCGGCGCGGGUCUUCUUCAACCCGGCCAUGUCGAACCCCUACUCCUUUUUCGACCUGGGAUCCAAGAUGACCGAGCUUUCCCCGCCUGCCUUUUCGUACGCGUCCCCGCUGGGCUACCCGCCGGGCGGCUCCGCGGCUUUCGCCGGGACUGGCGGCGUAGGCGGCGGGUCGACGCACGGGCACACUCACUCGCAUCCGUCUCCGGGGAACCCCGGGUACAUGAUCCCUUGUAACUGUGCGGGUUGGCCCUCCGCGGGACUCCAGCCGCCCCUGGCGUACAUCCUGCUCCCCGGGAUGGGGAAACCUCAACUUGAACCGUACCCCGCGUACGCCGCGGCGUUAUGAUAAGGCCCGCGCUGGACUCCCGAGAGAAGAGAAAUGUGAAAAACUAAAACUAAAACAAACAAAAAACGCCGUUCAUGCAAGAGUUUUAUUAUGCAUGCACAAACCUGUACAUGUGAUGAAGUGCUCGUCGUCUCAGAUAUCACAUGUGUAUGUAUAUUGAUUAAUGCCUUGAUCUAAGGUACUGCUUAUUUAGAGAACUCUCUAAUCGAUUAUUGCCCAGCCAUCCCCGGACUAAAGGAUGGCGAAGAUGCACACAUGUGACAGGGGGGUCAGGUCAGAGCAUUUUGUGAAAAGCCCAUUUUCAAAGGUACACACUCUACGAUUUCUAUCUUUUGCAAGUUGCACCUGCUUUGACUGACCUGUUGGAAUCAUGGGCGGCAUGAUGCAACGGCCAUAUUAAUCACAGGACGUGGUUGUAGGAUGACGGGUUGUAAUUCACGGAUCAAGGAGGAUUUGCCACAACCCUUUUCCCCCUUCUUGAGUGGCUGUAAAUGUGUACAGAUAAAAACGACUCUAGUUUAUUUGCCGUUAUAGGCUUAGUGUUUGAGAUAGGGCCAGGAACCUCUGCGCGUUUCACUAGAAAUGCAGUGUAUAUUCUGAGUUUUUUCAACCGUUUUAUAGAUGUCUGUAAUAUUUAUUGUUUAAUGGAAUCUAUGGUGAACCAGACAAUUUUAAGAAGGACAAGACUAGUUCUGUAAUUUCUGCACAUGAAACGUAGAGGAUGUAAUUUAUUUUGAAGAUGAUGUUGCAUUUCAGUGGGUUUGAUCGAUCAACCCCCCCCCCCCUUCUUCCGAACGGUGAAAAAAAAGUUGAAAUCUAGAUGCAGCUGCAAGUUUAUUCAAGGAGUUUAUCGUUUCUUGCUCCAUCACCCUCCCAGUCCCCGUGUCAUGUGCAGCAGAAGAAAAAAAAAACGUUUUCAACUAACUCUUAUGGAAUUUGUAUGUUUUUGUGUUUUCUUUAACUUCCGUUAUGUACUUCAGCCUAUUGUUCACGUGUUGAGCAAAGGACUACAAUAAAGCGUAUUCGGAUUAAACAGAA